AUGUCCCUUUUUGAUGAUGAUAGUGUGAGUUCUUCUUCAUCGGGUUGUGAUGAAAUGGGUCGUAUGGGUGGCAAUGAAUUUCUCUGCGCCUCAGUUAAACGUGAUUUGCUUCAUAAGAAUGGUGCUGGGGGCACCGUGAACUUGGCGUUGGGUGAUGGGGUGUCGCGGUUUACUCUCACGGCUGAAGAAAAUAGGCAGGCAGAUGAGCGACGUCGCAGGGAGGCGGCAAGUCGAUCGCGGCUACAUGGUGCACAAAAUGCCGAAGCGGAUGGAGGCAAAUCGGUCCCGGGGGAGAGUCGCUUUUAUGCUUCCAUGGCGGAGGCUCUUCAGGUGCGAAGGAAUGCACGAGAGGCGUUGUUUUUGCAGCGGAUUCAGAAGCGGCGACAGGAGGAGGCGGGAAACUCAGAAUUGGUAGAGAAAGACCUUGAGGUUGGCGUCUUCGUCACGCCACAGUACCUGGCGGCGUUAAAGCGUCAGAAGCAUCUUUCCGUUGACGCAUCUCACGUCCGUGCGGGAAUUGAUACCGCGGGAAGUGUGGAGGUGACUGAUCCUCUGGAGGUUUAUGUGCGCCAACUCGAGGAGAAGCGGUUGAAUGCAGCUCCGCAUUUUUCCUCAACAGUUUCGGCGGUCGGCGCUGUUACUGCCGAUUGCUGCAGGCAGAACGAGGCGAAGGCGAUAACGCCUGCUGCGCAGGAGAAUCCGCGGCUCAAUGUUGGAAUUGACGUGUUACCGGAAAGGAGGAAUUGUGAUUCAACGACGCACACUGUGUUGUCUUCAUCGAUAGAAACACCCACGACCGUCGCGUCAUUGCCUGAUGAAAGCGGCAUUAAUUUGCGGGGCGACGACAAUAUCAGCCGCUCUCUAACGUCUUUUUCUGCGCCGCUUGAGACGGUAUCUCCUGAGGAUGUUAUCCGUAUGGCAAGAGAGAGUCGCAAGCGUCAUCGCGCGGACCGACACUUUAUGACAGCCGCUGCCGAUAGAUUCAAUGUGCGGGCUUUAGAAGGAAUUGGGACGGGGUGA
Molecule: messenger RNA, 1020 nt
Organism: Trypanosoma cruzi
Lineage: Eukaryota; Euglenozoa; Kinetoplastea; Trypanosomatida; Trypanosomatidae
Exons: 1
Coding region: 1-1020 (339 amino acids)
Source: RefSeq, a predicted model, not a curated record